GCUGCUGGUCAGUGGGAAACUGCUUCAAAGCUUCAGUAACACAGUGAACAGUGCGCUGGUGGUGGUCUUGUGGUUUUGUCCCAUGAUGCUUAGAGGGGUUCAUAUACAUUGUGAUCACACUGCCGUUCACAGUGUACAAGAUGCUGACUAUGAACACCGACAAGUGGAUCUUCCCCUUAGCCGUGUGCUUUGUGUGUGUGUCUUCAAGUGAUAAUUGGUGCCAUGAGGAAGUUUGUGGACAUGUUUGUGAGAACCACAAACUCAGCGCUCCACUUGGCUCAUCUGUGCUUCUCCCAUGCAACAUAACAAACAGCAGCCUCAAUGAGGUGCUAUGGAAACACACUGCUUGGGGGAACCUGGUCGAGCUCACAUCUGAUGGGCGUGUUAAUUUCCUGUUCCCCAAACAGGGCAGAGUGAAAGUUUUUCCAAACCAGCACUCAAAAGGGAAGUACUCCAUGAGAAUAGAUGAACUCCAGAACUCUGAUCUGGGAUGUUACUGUUGUAUGCAGAUAGACGGGCCUAACUGUCAUCAGCUCGAGUUGGUUGUUGCAACAGGUGCACCAAAAGAAGGUAUGUGGCUACUGAUGUUCAUCUGCGUUGGUGUGGCAGCUUCCAUCCUGCUGAGUAUCUGCAGCUACUUGCUCUACAGGAACAGAACACGGAGCAAUACCAUCAAUCUUGUGGGUCCGGGGAGUGAGGGUCCCACUGCAGCUGCCAAUGCUCUACCUGCACAAGACAAUCAAGAUCCAGUACAAGAACAGCUGAGAGGAAUAGACAACAAUAGUCUUGUUUAUGCAGAUAACGAUGACCAACACUUAGCCAACCAGCAGGAUGAUCCCACCAGAAACCACUGUAGUCCUCCAGGAGCUCUGCAAUACCUGGGCAGUACCGGGCCAGGUCAAAGUACCACCAUUUAUCCAAGCGGGAACCAGCAGCUUGACUUUAAACGAGGGGAAAGUCAGAGAAGCAAACAGAGAUUCCAUACAGAGCUCUUCAGCAGAUUACGACAAGCGAGUCUCAGUGGAUGUUACGCCAACCAAAGUGAAAUCAACAAGCAAAUAGACCAGUCAGCUAACGCACAGAAUCAAAAGAGAGCAGGUUUCACGAAGAAGAAAGCAAAAGAAAAUCACGAAUACAAAAACCCCAUUUACAACAGAAGCACGGAGCAGCUCCACCAUCCGUAGACAAUGAAGAGCUUUACCAGCGGCUGAGGCGAUCUCCAAAAUGCUUACUUUCAUCACAAAAAAAAAUAAAAUACAUGCAUGUCUGUGCAGUGUGUACACGGAGUGAUACCAACGUGCAGACCGCUAGUGGCUAUUCAAUACAUUCUUAUUUUCUGGUUAGCUUUAGGAGGAAACUGGAAGAUUACGGGACCACAUGGUGGAGCAGUGGCUGACACUAUUGCCUUACACAAGGGCAUUUUUGUAUGGAGUUUGUGUGUUCUCCCUGUGUGUGUGUGUGGUUUCUCCGGGUACUCCUGUUUCCUCCCACAGUCCAAAAACAUGCGUAGGUUAACUGGACAUGCUAAUGAAGUGGACUCAUGUGGAGGAUAAAGUGGUAGACAAUGAAUGAACGGAAGAAUAUGUCCACUUUUUAUAUGAGGUCUAUGAUUCUGUCCCUGCAAAUGAUUUUUUAAACUGUGCACAGAUUUCAGGUGACCCUUCUUGCUUGUGUGCUCAAGGAACCUGAAAUAACUUAUUCUGUAAUUCUGCUCUUUUCAAGCUUUAUUGUGAAAUGUAAUGCACAAAUGAAUUUGUUAUUUUCUUGAGUCUGGCAAUAAAAAGUUCAGUAAAAA
Messenger RNA from Solea senegalensis (Senegalese sole), 1795 nucleotides. RefSeq lists its product as uncharacterized. Lineage: Eukaryota; Metazoa; Chordata; Actinopteri; Pleuronectiformes; Soleidae. The record is from RefSeq and is a predicted model, not a curated record. Bases 141 to 1184 code for a protein of 347 amino acids. The transcript has 11 exons.